CUGCGUAGGUUUCUUUUAUACAACCGGUGGCAGAGAAAUCAGUAUAGUUUUCACUUUCGUGAAAUUAAAAAUAAAACUAAAAUCUCAAUAUUGUGCGGGAAUUCCAUAACAAUUUUUAAUAUUUAUAUUACGUGAAUUUAACACAAUUGACGUAGUAUUUGUACUUGGUUUUGACGCAAAACGUUAGUAUUGGAGACAAAAGAGUGGACCGUUUACGCUUGGAGAAGAGCCAUAAAAGUUAAAAGAGAACUGUAUCUGAACUUUCCUGCGUGGUUGUUUAUUUGGUGGCAGCUUUAAAAUAUCGAUUAGUAAAAUGGCAGACGAAGACUUAUCGUUAAACGAAGAUCAACUGCUGGACAAUCUUGACGAGGCAAAUGGCGAGCACGAAGCAGAACUAAUGAACGAAAACGAGGAGGAAGCCAAUAUGCAAAUCGAUCCUGAACUGGAAGCAAUAAAGGCGCGAGUUAAGGAAAUGGAAGAGGAAGCCGAAAAAAUUAAACAAAUGCAAUCUGAAGUGGACAAACAAAUGGCUGGUUCUACAACAGGAUUGGCCACAGUGCCAUUAUCUUUAGAAGAAAAACAAGAAAUUGAUACACGUUCAGUAUACGUGGGUAAUGUUGACUAUGGCGCUUCCGCUGAGGAGUUAGAAUCACAUUUUCAUGGUUGUGGAACCAUAAACCGUGUGACUAUACUAUGCAAUAAAGCUGAUGGUCACCCCAAAGGGUUUGCUUAUAUUGAGUUUGGUUCAAAGGAAUUUGUUGAGACAGCAUUGGCUAUGAACGAGACUCUUUUUAGAGGUCGCCAAAUUAAGGUCAUGUCAAAGCGCACUAAUCGCCCAGGAUUGUCUACGACAAAUCGUUUUGCACGCGGAAGUUUCCGUGGCCGAGGUGCUCGCAUAUCACGCGCUUGUUGUCACACAUCCUUCCGUGGUUCACGUCGUCCAAUAAGGGGUUAUCGCGGACGUGCAAAUUACUAUGCACCAUACUGAUUAAUGUUUUACUCUUACUUUUAAGAUUUUUUUUUACAAUAUAUAAAAUGAUUUCAAAAAACAUUAUAUAUAAAAGCCGUUCGUUACCAAACUUCUAAAAAAAUGAUGUCAUAAAUAUUUAAA
Molecule: messenger RNA, 1111 nt
Organism: Bactrocera latifrons
Lineage: Eukaryota; Metazoa; Arthropoda; Insecta; Diptera; Tephritidae
Gene: Pabp2
Product: polyadenylate-binding protein 2
Exons: 6
Coding region: 314-988 (224 amino acids)
Molecular function (GO): RNA binding
Source: RefSeq, a predicted model, not a curated record